Molecule: messenger RNA, 1200 nt
Organism: Mycotypha africana
Lineage: Eukaryota; Fungi; Mucoromycota; Mucoromycetes; Mucorales; Mycotyphaceae
Exons: 1
Coding region: 1-1200 (399 amino acids)
Source: RefSeq, a predicted model, not a curated record
AUGGACCACCAUCCUAAGAAUGGCCGCUCAGCAUGGAUAUACGGGGCAGCAGCACUUUCUCUAGCAGUUUUUUGUUCAGGCGUUGCCUAUUAUAUCGUUGAGGAUGAUAAGAAGGUCAAACGCAGAAAAGCGGGCAAGAAGGCUGAGCGUGCUGCUUUACGAACUCUUGAGCAGAUAAAAACCGAAGCCGAGUCCGUGGAGAAAACGAUGCGUUCUAUCACUGUAGACAAAAACACGAUUCAUAACGAAGACGACAAAGCGUUCAAGCACAAAGAAUAUACGCUCGCUCAUAGUAAUGAGCUCUUGUUACGACUCAUGGAACGAUUAGACGCCAUUCGACCUUUAGUCCUUAUCAUAGGUGACGAUCCUACAAUAAAACCCAAUGAGCAUGAAGAGCGCUUAGCAGCGAACGUCAGAAAUAGAAAACGCACCAUUAUAGAGUCUAUUGAAAGCUUGUUCCGUCGAUUAGAUAUCGUCAACGCUCAACUUAAAGAGGCGGCCACAGCAAGGGAAGAAAUAAGAAAAGAAAAGGCGGCACAAUUAGAAAAGGAGAAAGAAGCUGAACGUCUUGCACUUGAAAAGGAAGAGGCUAGAAAGAAAAAGGAAAGGGAAGCAGAAGAGGAGCAAGCAAAAGUAGCACAAGAGGAAGCCCGACGACGACAACGUGAAGAAGAAGAGGAGGAACGUUUGGCUAAGGAAGCUCUAGCAAAAGAAUUGGAAAAUGCAGUAGAAAUGCUAGCGGAGAAGAACGACAAAGUGACAGAAUCUAAAGACAACAAUGAGGGUGAUGCUAAGGAAGAACAACAACAAAGUGAAGAGGAGCCUCGUAACGGUGAUGAUAAAAUACAGCUUGUAGUGGAUGAAGGAGCUCGCACUCCGGAAAGUAAUGAUUUUGAGCAUGUGGAACGAGUCGAAGAAGAAUUUGUAGAAGACAAAACAGAUGUCGACGUUCCUCAGGAUGACAUUGUGACUGGAAAUGAGCAAGAUAACCUAGAUAGUUCAGUCAUCCAAAUCAACAAAGACAAGUUAGAAGAUGAAGCAAUGGAAAAAGAUAACACAACAGAUGAAGCCAUUCAAAAUAACGAUUCUAACGAUAAAGCCAAUGGCGCUGUAACUGAAAUCGAAGCUAUCAACACUGACAAGCCGACAUUGAAGGAAGAUUUGCCAGCAGAAGAAAAAGCAUCUACGGCAGACAAUUAA